Messenger RNA from Eurytemora carolleeae, 2646 nucleotides. Its product is annotated as NACHT and WD repeat domain-containing protein 2. NCBI's taxonomy places the organism in Eukaryota, Metazoa, Arthropoda, Copepoda, Calanoida, Temoridae. The coding region runs from base 1 to 2646 and encodes 881 amino acids. The transcript has 23 exons. The record is from RefSeq and is a predicted model, not a curated record.
AUGGUUCUAGAGAGAAAUAUUCUCAUGGAACACGUUUAUCCUAAACUCAAGGAUUACUGCAGGGAUAGAUAUGGGAUUGAAUUCCAGGACCAAACUUUAUAUAUUUCGGGGGACAAAAAUAUGGAUACAGACCUAUUCCAUCGUAUAUUCCCACCAAGAAACAGACCGGGUGCUCCUGCGUUCCUUAAUGUUCAUCAGUCUCUUCACCUGGAUGUUCUUUCUUCCUGGAACAGAGGAUCAUCUGCAAUAUUAGAUAAACGUCCUGAAUAUUAUGGUGUAUGUUUCUACAAGGAGUUUGAUGAGAUCCUGGUUGUGUUGGAGAAGAUGGGUAUGAAUGUAGAUGUUCUCAGGAAAUGGUAUAAACCUGACACUAACUCCAAUCCGCCUCUAAAUAUUCUUCAACCUAUAGAUUCAUAUCUAGAAAACUUCCUGAACCGUUCACAACCUCAGCUCCAGGUACAGGAUGCAAACCAGUGGUGGAAAGUACUCCUGGAGCUGCAGAACUUGCUCAGGAUAGGGGCUAAAAACCUACACACAAACGGACUUUUCUCACAAGAACAGCUGCAGAACUAUCUGAUGUCUGUAACAGAGAGGGAGGUGAGGAAAGGAUGUAUUAAUGUAAACAAUUUCAAGGAUCAUGUUAUUGUUUACACCAGGAUAAUAAACAAUAUAAAUCUGCAGUACACUAAGAAAGCAGGAGCGUAUGUUGAUUUAGUUGAGAAAACUGUGGACCAGGAAUCAGCUAGGCUCCUUUCAAACCUCAGAGAUGUUGAGGUGAGAGCAAAAAUGGAAAAGGAAGGAGGAAUAUCCAGACGGUUUGAGAUCGAAUGGAUUGGUCGGGACGGACUAUCUCCGGAUACUCAUGAGAAAUAUCUGAAUGAGUUCGUAAACCAUUUCUACAAGAGUGUUAUGAAGCUGGUAGACCGGGGGAUGAGGAAGGAGAGGUUGAUCUCGCAGGAUGAAUCCUUGAUUGAGAUCAUCUCUCAUCUUCAUUUAUGUCGGAGAUCCAAUUAUCUAUUCCUUGGAAGAGAAACAGAGAUAUCAGUCCUCCAGAGGUACCUCUCAGGGUCCAGUAGAGACCCCUUCCUGGUGUUUGGGGAACCUGGAGCUGGAAAAACUGCAUUUAUCUCUAGAGUGUACGCCGGAAUAGAAAGAUCGAACGAUGAUGUAAAAAUCUGCAGAUUCUGUGGUUCUACUCCAUCCAGCUCAUCCGUCCUUACUCUUCUAACUUCAUUAAUACAACAGUUAUCUUACAAUCUGUCUCUCCCGUUCUCCAAUAUACCAUCAGACAUAGUUCCUAUAGCAGAAUACUUUAAGGCUUUACUGAACCUGAGUUCGAACAGUUCUCAACUUUAUAUCAUACUGGAUGGAGUAGAAGAGCUUCAAGGUUGGGUUGAAUUAGAAACCUGGAUACCAAACCCACUUCCGGAGAAUUGUAAACUUAUUUUUUCCACCUCUAAACCUGCUCCAGGUGAAUCCAGAACUGUUUUUAACCAGUUGGAGAAACUAGUUCCAGAUGAGAAUCGUCUUGAAAUUAAGGAGUUGGGUUCAGAUCUGGGUUGGAAAAUGGUUGAGAUGUGUUUAAACCAGGAGAAAAGAGCUCUUACAAGUUAUCAUCAGAGAUUAGUCACUAGUUCAAUAGAGACUGGAUUAUCAGAGUCUGAGAUUGAAGAUCUAAUAUCCUUGGAUGAUCGAGUUCUGGAGGAUAUCUAUCAGUAUCAUCUACCUCCUGUCAGACGAAUUCCUCCUUUGCUCUGGACUAGGCUGAGAGCUGACCUACCAGGAUACUUGGCGGACACACAGGCAGACGGGAUUAUUGUUCUUAAGUGGACUGCAGCUAGCUCCAGGUAUCUCAGACCUGAAAGAGAAACUAUAGAAAUCCAUUCGCUUCUAGCAGAUUACUUUCUUGGAACUUUUGGAGGAGGAGUUUCUAAACCCUUCCAGUAUACGGAGUUACAAAGACACAGGUUCAAUCUCAAAUCCAAGGAUGCCACAGCUGAUAGACAAGUUCCAACAAUGCCACUCAUCUACAGUCGAGGAUAUCAUUCUACUCAGGGUUCAGAAUCUCCUGACCCUGACUCCAGGAGUAGUUUCAGAUACCCUGUUAGAUAUAACCUCAGAAAACUGUCUGAGCUUCCAUAUCAUCUAGUUCGAAGCCGGAGGUUUCAAGAUCUGUUUAGAGUCUGUCUGUUUAAUUAUCAAUGGAUUCACACAAAGAUACAAGGAUGCUCUCUGGACUCCGUUCUAUCAGAUUACAAGGUUGCACAGGAAACCCUAAUCAAACUAAACUCUCCAGCUCACGACGGGACUCGGAGAGAACUAAACUUGGUGAGAAACAGUUUAGUCCUGGGAGGAAGAGUUCUCAAGACUAAUCCUGACAUGUUGGCUCCUCAGCUUUUAGGACGGUUACUCCCGGAGCGGAGUAGGACGAAUAUAGGGGUUCUUCUCCAACAAUGUGAAUCACUAGCUCCAGCAAAUAACGCUUUAUUGCCUGCUUACCACUGCCUUCAUUCUCCGGGUGGUUCUCUUAAAAUCUGCCUUGAAGGAAGUAAAUUCGCUGUCUUUGAUAUCAGAAUAUCAGCGGACAGAAGAUAUUUGUAUUCAAUAUCCAACCAGGGAAUAAUUCAACCAACAGAAAGUGUAUAA